AUGCCCCGAACAUCCAGCGCCCGCUCGCACGCGGCCCGCACAUGCAUCGCCUGCAAGCGUGUCCCGGUCAAGGUCGACCUGCACACUCAUCCAAAAAGCGUCGACGACUAUCAGCAAUUCUUCCCUCGCUACCUUCCCUUCACCCUCAUGAACGACUUUUAUCUCCACACAGCCGCCAAACUACCCAAGCACCCUUGCCUCAUGGAUAUGCCAGAGGUCGAAUUCGAUUCUCUUGUCAGCGACGAGCAUGCUGAACUUGCUUCACAAUGGGCUGAGGACCACGUCAGAUGGUGGCUCCCAUUCACCCCAUCAAUUACCGAGGUACGAAAGCUGCGCCGGGCCGGCGCGACAUCCAACUCUCUCCUCUUCAUCGAAUCUGCCCAGUGUGAUCUUGCACUCCAGCACGCCGCCUUCCCUGUCUCCCAAGGAAACGCCGACAAGGUCGCAACGUGGACGGCGUGGUACUGCCGCAAGCUCCUUGCCGAUCCGACCGGCGAAUACCUCACCGACGCACUCCUCCUCGCAGCCUGGUUCCUACCACUGCUCCCAGACAACAGUGUCUUCCGCGAUCUGGCCACGCAUGCCCUACACUCGUGUCAGGACGACACAUUCCAGUCGCGCAUCAGUCGCGUUUGUGCUUCUGCUCUUCUCGGAGGCGCGCUGCUGAACGAUGACGAGGCUUUCUACGAUCAGAGUGCCGCCCUUCAACUGCCAUCCGUUGCAGAACUGGACGCGCUGGAAACAGAAAUCGGAACAGUCACGACUCUCACCAACCCUCAGAAGGCCGGAUGUCACGGUAUCAUCCUGCGAUGUCGUUCAUGGAUCGUGAUGAAGAAGUGCGUCGUCGACAUGGGUGACGCCCGGCGGAGUGGGGAGCCGGAGCCAAAGCAGCUUUCGCGAAUGGAUGUCGCACGAGUCGAUUUCACGAACGCAAACAGAGCCCUUUGUGCUCGCCGCGGCGCAAUCCUCUCUACGUCACCUCUCGCCGCAUGGCUCGACUUUGAGAACUGCGCACUCGACCUUCUCAUCUCGGGAAUGCUCCUCCGUUUUACACUAGGCGACGACUUUACACCGCAAUCCUUCUAUAACGUGUCGACAGGCCGGACUGGCAGCGAGGCGCUACAGACCUUCGUCGGUGUCCACGGCCCUAUCAAUGCGGAAUCGACCGAAUGCUUGCUUGCGGCUGUCUCCAAUCUGCCGACCAAGGACGUUCUGUACCCAACAACCCUUACAUUUGCAUACGCGAUGCGAGGCGUGAUCAUGGCGCUCGAGAUCCACGCAACAUCGUUUAAGCUGUGGCGACUUCCACCACCACGCGAGCCUGUGUGGAACCUCCUCUUGCGUACCGUGGAUGAUACGCUGCGCCGUCUCAAGGGCGGUGGCGGACAGGUUGCCGCACGCAUCGCGAUCGCGUUCAUCGGCGCCGCGCGGGAGACUAUUCGUCGAUGGCGCACCGAGCUCGUUCGCCGUCCCUUCAACCCCAACACCACACCCAACUACACACAUCGACAGCCACUCACACCCGAUACUCCGACCACCGCGGCAACCAAAGCCGCAGCCACGAAUGGUUUUGGCCCCAGCCCGCUCGAACACCCCAGCCUCGGCAAUGUCUUUGAGCACGUCGCCGGCUUUGAGUCGCAGGGAUUCGACCCGAUGGUUGCGUCUUUCGCAGAGUGGAUAGCCGGCAUCAACUGGAAUCAAUUCGUCAUGCCGGAAUGA
This is a messenger RNA of Cutaneotrichosporon cavernicola, 1719 nucleotides long. RefSeq lists its product as uncharacterized. The coding region runs from base 1 to 1719 and encodes 572 amino acids. Lineage: Eukaryota; Fungi; Basidiomycota; Tremellomycetes; Trichosporonales; Trichosporonaceae. The transcript is spliced from 3 exons. The record is from RefSeq and is a predicted model, not a curated record.